Molecule: messenger RNA, 1404 nt
Organism: Exophiala xenobiotica
Lineage: Eukaryota; Fungi; Ascomycota; Eurotiomycetes; Chaetothyriales; Herpotrichiellaceae
Exons: 4
Coding region: 1-1302 (433 amino acids)
Source: RefSeq, a predicted model, not a curated record
AUGUCUGUUCAACAAGUCCAGUCCCGCGGCAUCUACCGUGGCCUGCCCGUCUACCCAGACGACGUUAAGGGCUUGACAGCCAUCAUAACCGGCGCGAAUGGCAUCUCGGGCUACUACAUGCUGAAGGUCCUCUCACAGGAUCCCGAGCGAUGGUCGAAAAUCUACUGUCUAUCACGCCGCCCACCCUUGCUCCCGGAUGGUCUGCCCACUAAUGCCGAGCAUAUCGCCCUCGACUUCCUAAAGGAGCCCGAGGACAUCGCGUCCGUGUUGCGGUCCAAGAAGUUGUCGGCUGACAGGGACAAAACCUAUGUCUUCUUCUUCAGUUACAUCCAGGCCGAGCCGAAACCCGGAGGUGGCAUCUGGUCCGAUGCGCAGGAAAUGUGCCGCAUCAAUUCGCUCCUUCUCGACAACUUCCUAGCCGCAUUGACCCUCGCAUCUAUCCGGCCCAAGCGCUUCAUGUUGCAGACUGGCGCGAAGAACUACGGCGGACACCUGGGACCGACGAAGCUUCCGCAAGAAGAGACCGAUCCGCGGGUGGAGCUCGAGCCGAAUUUCUACUACCCUCAGGAGGAUCUGCUGUUCAAGUAUGCCCGCGAACAGGACGUGGGUUGGAAUAUAUGCAUGCCGGGGCCGAUCUUGGGCGCCGUGCCCGACGCCGCCAUGAAUGCAGCGUUUCCACUGGCUGUUUAUGCGGUGGUUUCGAAACACUUGGGCAGGCCGCUGGAGUUUCCUGCGGAUAUCGCGAGUUGGCAGAUGCAUCAGAGUAUGAGUAGUAGCAUGAUGAAUGCUUACAUGGAAGAAUGGGCCGUCCUCACUCCCUCGGCGCGCGACCAGAAAUUCAAUACCUGUGACAAUUCCGCAUUUACCUGGGAAGCCUGCUGGCCGCGGAUCGCAGGCUGGUACGACAUGGCCUACACGGGACCCGACACCAACCCGGACAUCAAAUGGAUCGAGAAACAGACACGCUUCAACCCGCGCGGGUACGGCGACAAGGGCAUUUCGCGGCGCAAAUUCACCUUCGUCGAGUGGGCGCAGAGACCUGAAGUCGCCAAAGCGUGGCAGGAGAUCGCCGAACAGAACGGGCUCACACAGAAGGAACUCAAGAAUGUCGAGCGCGUGUUUGGAUUCCUCGAUGGCACCGUGUGUAGGCCGGCGCCGUUGAUUUUCAGUACCGAUAAAGCCCGCAAACUCGGAUGGCAUGGGUUCGUCGACUCGUGCGAGUCGCUGCUCGAAGUGUUCAAUGAUCUGGCCAAGAUCAAGAUGAUUCCGCCCGUGCCGAUGGUGGAUGUCAAGUUCAAUUGAGGUACGGAGUCUGUUUAGGUUAGGCAUCUCCCUGUAUAGGUCCGGGAAGGGCCCAUCGUUGGGCCAGACGUAUGAUGAGAAUACUAGUACUAGUACAUCGAC